This is a messenger RNA of Anopheles arabiensis, 316 nucleotides long. Its product is annotated as 6-phosphogluconate dehydrogenase, decarboxylating-like. Gene Ontology annotation, molecular function: NADP binding; phosphogluconate dehydrogenase (decarboxylating) activity. Gene Ontology annotation, cellular component: cytosol. Gene Ontology annotation, biological process: pentose-phosphate shunt, oxidative branch; pentose-phosphate shunt. Bases 1 to 258 code for a protein of 85 amino acids. The transcript has a single exon. The record is from RefSeq and is a predicted model, not a curated record. Lineage: Eukaryota; Metazoa; Arthropoda; Insecta; Diptera; Culicidae.
AUGUGCGCCAAAUCUAACGGUGAUCCGUAUUGUGAAGGAAUUGGCAUAGGCGGUGCCGGGGACUUGGUGAAAAUGGUACACAACGGCAUCGAGUACGGUGAUAUUCAACUGAUCUGCGCAGCGCGUCACCUGAUGCUGGCGCUGGGCAUGGCACGGAAGGAAAUGGCACAGGAAUUCGACGUGUGGAACAAGGGCGUAUUGGAUUCGUUCCUGAUCGAGAUCCCGCACGAUUUUCUGAACGGCGACGUUGAGGGAUAGAUGCUUGAGCUCAUUCGUGACUUGGCCACAAGGAUACGGGCAAAUUGUCGGCGGUUGC